Molecule: messenger RNA, 1284 nt
Organism: Ochotona curzoniae (black-lipped pika)
Lineage: Eukaryota; Metazoa; Chordata; Mammalia; Lagomorpha; Ochotonidae
Product: growth/differentiation factor 2-like
Exons: 2
Coding region: 1-1284 (427 amino acids)
Biological process (GO): BMP signaling pathway; SMAD protein signal transduction
Cellular component (GO): extracellular region
Molecular function (GO): growth factor activity; cytokine activity
Source: RefSeq, a predicted model, not a curated record
AUGGGCCCAGGGCUGCUGUGGAUGCUCCUGCCUGUACUGUCCCUGCUGGCCUGCUUGGGGCAGGGGAAGCCACUGCAGAACUGGGGUCGGGCAUCAGUGGGGGCGAACGCCCGUGCCUCGCUUGGGGAGCCUCGCAUGGGGCCUCAGGAGCCCAGGAGCGCCCUGGACUUGAGCAUGUUCCUGGAGAACGUAAAGGUGGAUUUUCUGCGCAGCCUCAACCUGAGUGGGGUCCCCGCCCAGGACAGAACCAGGCUGGAGCCGCCGCAGUACAUGAUUGAUCUGUACAACAGGUACACCUCGGACAAGUCGUCCACCCCCGCCUCCAACAUUGUACGCAGCUUCAGCGUGGAAGAUGCCAUCUCCGUAGCCUCCACGGACGGCUUCACCUUCCAGAGACACACCUUGCUGUUCAACAUCUCCAUCCCCAGACACGAGCAGAUCACCAGGGCCGAGCUCCGGCUCUACGUCUCCUGCCAAAGUCACGUGGAUGCUGCUCACGCACUGGAAGGAAGCCUGGUUAUCUAUGACGUCUUGGAUGCCUGGGAUGGCAACUCAGGGACCAAGAGCUUCCUGGUGUCCCAGGACAUUCGAGACGAGGGCUGGGAGACUCUGGAGGUGUCCAGCGCCGUGAAGCGGUGGGUCAGGGCAGACGCCAACAAGAGCAAGAACAAGCUGGAGGUGAUGGUGGAGAGCCGCAGGAAGGGCUGCGACAAGCUGGACGUCAGCGUGCCCCCGGCCUCCGAGAACCUGCCCUUCUUCGUCGUCUUCUCCAACGACCGCAGCAAUGGCACCAAGGAGACGAGGCUGGAGCUCAGAGAGAUGAUUGGCCACGAGCAGGAUAGCGUGCUGAGGAAGCUUUCCAAGAGCACCGAUGGUCAUGGGGAUGAAGAAGAGGAAGAGGAGGUGGAUACGGUCAGCCACGCGGGGUCAUCCCUGGCCAGGCGGAAGCGGAGCGCCGGGGCCAGCAGCCACUGCCAGAAAACCUCCCUGCGGGUGAACUUCGAGGACAUCGGCUGGGACAGCUGGAUCAUCGCACCCAAGGAGUAUGAUGCCUACGAAUGCCAAGGGGGUUGCUUUUUCCCCCUGGCCGAUGACGUGACACCCACCAAACAUGCCAUCGUGCAGACCCUUGUACACCUCAAGUUCCCCACGAAGGUGGGCAAAGCCUGUUGUGUGCCCACCAAACUCAGCCCCAUUUCCAUCCUCUACAAGGACGACAUGGGGGUGCCCACCCUCAAAUACCACUAUGAAGGCAUGAGCGUGGCAGAGUGUGGCUGCAGGUAG